Messenger RNA from Westerdykella ornata, 2726 nucleotides. RefSeq lists its product as uncharacterized. The coding region runs from base 442 to 2343 and encodes 633 amino acids. The transcript is spliced from 3 exons. Lineage: Eukaryota; Fungi; Ascomycota; Dothideomycetes; Pleosporales; Sporormiaceae. The record is from RefSeq and is a predicted model, not a curated record.
CAUUUUCAUCCCAAAGUGUAACGGCUGCAAGCGACGUCUCUCUGCAAGUGCGGGACGGCGCGUGUACAUGCAGAUAUGGGGAUAGCUAGGUAUUAGUUUCCUGGAGUUCUUUCUUCGGCGGGGCCUUUGAGGGGUGAACCAGUCAGCAGCCAUGUCGGACCGCGUGGCACCUCCGGGCGCAUUCAAUGCAAGGCGCCGAGCAACCUCCUACGAUCUCAGACCAAACACCAUAUUAUUCGAAACCCGGUGUUCUCACCGACAGCCCAUCCAGUCGUAUUGCGCUCGUCCAUUCAUUCUUACUGUAUUCACAACUCGUACCUCUAGAUCGCCCGCCAGCUGUGCUGCCGUCGCCUCAUUGCGCUGGGCGCAUACUGUGUACCCUUGCCUGUCCGAGCGAACUCUCCACAUACCUAGCCUACAGCGGCCCGUAGCAAUCGGAAAAUGGCCACAGAAGAGGGCCUGAGCCAGAGGGAACCACCUCCUCAGAUCUAUCGCGACGACGAGAAUGCUUCGCCUGCCUCCGCCGAGUCCGUUGCCUCCGAUACAAUACUUGUUAACAACUCUGAUGCCUCUGACGAAGAAUACUACGCUCAAGAGCCGUACACAGCCAACAAAUAUGUCCCGCCGCGGUUACAGCGGGCAUGGAGGGCGACAGUGACUUGGGUGAAGGGCCCGCAGCCACCGAGGCCUUGGAAGAUCAGACCCUUCUUUCCGCAUAUUCAGACUGCGCCAGUACGGUUCUUGCAUAACUACUUCCCCAAGAGGAAGCACAAGAUAACGUUGCUCAUAUUCUUCUAUCUCUGCUGGUUACUAUCUUUUGGACUGGUCCUUCACCGUUCGGCCUUCGCUGCUGACAUACCCGGAUAUGGCUCGCCAGUACGUUUCAGGUGCAAUGAUAGAUUUUGGCUCGACGCGAAUGGGUGCGGGCUGAACGGAAACCUUUGUCGUCCAUUCGAAAACACUACUGUACCUUUCCGCUGCCCUGCCAACUGUAAGCGGGUGGAAGUCGUCAAUCCCCAUGCAGUUGGCGACCAAGAAGUCAACUACAGACCCCUGGUCAUUGGCGGACCUACAGACGAAGGAGGGACGUUGGAGAAUACCUAUUACCGGGCAGACUCGUUCGUGUGCGGUGCAGCGAUCCACGCCGGCUUCAUCAAUGAUGCAAUGGGCGGGUGUGGCGUGGUCUCUCUUGUGGGAGAGAAGACCGAUUACCCCAGCGUGAAUCAGAGGCACAUCAAGAGCAUCGGCUUUGAUUCCUACUUUCCGAAAUCCUUCACUUUCCUGAAAGGCACUCAGUCACACUGUCGAGAUCUUCGGUGGCCGCUUCUAGCCGUGUCGUUGACCUUUACAAUCCUGCUGUCGCUGUUUACAACGUCGCCUGCGGUCUUCUUCCCUUCAGUUUUCGUUGGGAUCUUCUUCCACGUGGCGCUGGCUUCGGAUCCUCCAAAUCUCACCGACUACUAUGCAAUUGUCAGCAUUGCGCUCGGCCGGUUCCUGCCUGCAAGUUUCUGCAUGUAUGCGAUAUACAAGUAUUGUGUCCUACCUCAGCAACGCGGGCUCCAUGCGCAGAUCGAGAAGACUAUUCUCUGGCUGGGCGGGUGCUGGAUUGGAGCUUUGAACAACUACACCUUCGACAAGAUUCCCAUCCAACGAUUGACACCUCAUGAUAUCAAACAGCAGCCAGGAGCGAUACCUGCCUUGAUCAUCAUAGUGCUGUCACUGUUCUUCAUUGCCUUGGGACAAGCAUGGGCGCUGCGCGUCGAGGGCAAACUGCCCAGGUAUCUGGCGAUAUACGCCAUCUUCGGCGUCACACUGCUGGCGCUGGUAGCAGUGCCCAAGAUGAAUGUUCGCAUUCAUCACUACAUCCUCGGAUUACUCCUAGCGCCCGGAACCGCCAUGCAAAACCGGCCCAGCCUCCUCUUCCAAGGCAUCCUCAUCGGCCUCUUCAUCAAUGGCAUCGCUCGCUGGGGCUUCGACAGCAUCCUGCAAACGCCCGACGAACUCCGCGGCGACGCUCAACUGGGGACGAUCCUGCCGCUCGUCCUCGAGCCCAUCAUCCAUACGAACAUUGGCACCAUGCUCAAACCGAACAUCACGUUUGAGUGGGAGCUGCCCUUCCCGAAACACUACGAUGGUCUGAGUAUUCUGGUCAACGAUGUAGAGCGGUACCGUGGAUACGAGGAUACGGGCAAGACGUCAUUUACAUGGGUGAGGCACAUGGACGAUGUACCAGAGUACUUUCGGUUUGCCUACAUGUGGGGGACUAGCAGAGGGGAUUAUACGAAGGCGGGCGUGUGGCGGAGGGAUCUGGGGUGGACGCACAUGAAGCCUGGACCCUCAUGACGGCUCCUUCUUGUGCGGUUGGGCAAGGGGCUGGAACUCUUGGAGGUGUCAGGUUAAUUGGUGUUUUUGGGGUGGGGCAUGGGUUGGCGAGAGGAGUCUCUUGUCUCUCUGGAUGAUUCUACGAGCGCUGGAGGAGAGGCGUAAGAUGGUGUUGCUUUGGGAUAUAUAUGGCUUCUUUGGUUUUGGAAAGAAGAGGGCAGAGUUGUAGAUAAUCCCUGACGAUGCUGGGUCGCAAUGGGGACGUUCGGCGGGUAUAUCUAAGCAUGCGAUUGGCCAAUUUAGAAAACACUUGUGUUCACUGUGUACCAUAGGGAACCAAAUCUGAGACGUAUAAUUUCCUCAUCUUAGAAGAAGAAGGAGGGAAAUUCUUGUGGAGUACCAUU